Messenger RNA from Belonocnema kinseyi, 1872 nucleotides. RefSeq lists its product as uncharacterized. Gene Ontology annotation, molecular function: DNA-binding transcription factor activity, RNA polymerase II-specific; RNA polymerase II cis-regulatory region sequence-specific DNA binding. The transcript has 2 exons. NCBI's taxonomy places the organism in Eukaryota, Metazoa, Arthropoda, Insecta, Hymenoptera, Cynipidae. Gene Ontology annotation, biological process: regulation of transcription by RNA polymerase II. The coding region runs from base 122 to 1267 and encodes 381 amino acids. The record is from RefSeq and is a predicted model, not a curated record. Gene Ontology annotation, cellular component: nucleus.
ACUACAAAGAUGCAAUAAUAUAUCCUGUCAGAGAUUUAUCGGGAAGAGAAAAGUUUCCUUGUCCAAAAUGUUCAAGCCUCUUCACCAGAAAGGAUAAUUUGAUGAAUCAUAUCAAAUAUGAAUGCGGACAAAUGCCCAGAUUUCAAUGUCCAUAUUGUUCAUACAGGACUCGAAACUCAUCAAAUGUUCGUGCCCAUAUCCUGACUACACCUUCGUGGAGGUGACAGAAAACGACACCGAAGUCCCAUGGGAAGCUGGCUACAAUCUUAACUCCUCUUUCUCUGAAGCUUCAAAUGAUAUCAACCCACUCUCAAUUCCCUCAGAGUCUGAUCUUGAAGGGUCACCCGACACCAAAAUGGACUCUAAACUCAACCUUUUACGAUCUUUAAAUCAUGAAAGUGGGCUUUCUAAUCCGAGUAAAUCAACCCCGAAAAAUUACGAUCUGAAGAUCUUAAAGGUUGAUUUGGUGAAACUUCCAGAUGUGAAACCUAUUAUCAGAAAGGCUCGCCGUCGCAUGAAUCCUCCAAGAUCUCGUGUCCACAAAACAAACUUCCUCACCUGUCCCAACCGGUGUGGAAAAGUAUUCUAUUUCAACCGAACUCUUAAUAAACAUUUAGAAACGGUUUGUGCUAAGACUCCUCGUUACGCAUGUCCACAAAAAGAUUGCCCUCAUCGUCACAAACAUCGUUACAUGGUUCUUCGACAUGUCAGAAAUCAUCAUCCUCAUCAUGAAGUCACUGCAAUUGAUCUUUACGAUAUCAGUUUCAACGAAUCCUUAGAAAAUGUGCAGUCUAAUAUCAUAGAUCCUUUUGAAGAUGAAGACACCAUAGAAAAAUGGAUGAAGCAAAAUGUGCUAAAGUCUAUUAAAUAUUGGAAUGCAGACAGCGAGAUCAAGAUAUCCAAUGUUUCCAGCCUGGCCAGAACUGAGGACAUCAAACAGGAAACGAAGCAGUUGCAGCUUGUAAAAAACCCUCUACAGCGAGAAUCAAAGCACUCUUGUCCAAAUAAUUGUGGUAGAGCUUACAAAAAUCAAAACACUCUCAAAUCACAUGUGCAGUACGAGUGCCAGCAAAAACCGAGGUUCAAGUGUCCAUAUUGCACUAUCCACAGUAAAUAUUCUCGAAAUAUUCUUCAUCAUGUGAGAGUUCUUCAUAAGGAUCGCGAAAGCUACGCCAUUGACAUUGUCACGAAAAAAAUUUUUGGGAAUAUUCGACGACGUCAGUCUGAGAGACUUUGUAAUGCCGUAAAAGUUGCUCAAAACGAUUAGAUUUACGGCGGACCGGCCCACCGAGGAGAAAUUCCCGACCGAAGUAGGUGUUGCACUUCCACUUCGAUUUCUUUCGAAGCGCUCGAGAAGAGCACAGUGUGAAGUUUUGCACUGAGUAUAGGCUCGUUUCCCUCGAUGAAGUGGUGGGAGAGCACGAGUAUGUCGGAGAGAUACGAAGCUCUCCCACCACUUCUGACAGUGCUCGUGAGCUCGUCCGCUCUCUGAAUAUUUCGUGUUUUCGGGAGCAGACUGCGUCACUAGUACGAGAUAUGAGGAAGUGGAAGUCACAGAGCAACAUCUGAUUUAAGAGAAGCUGAUACAAAUUUUUAUUGAAAAGAUUGCCUUUAAUUAUAGUUUAUUUUAAUGUAAAAUAUAAUACAAAUAUUAUGUUAUAGUUUAAGUUUUAAUCCUGAAAGCUUCCUCAAGUUUUAGAAUAUAAGUAUAGGAAGAUGGUUUUAUAAUAAAAUUAAUUUUUAUUUUAUGUUGACUAAAUUCAAAUAUCAUGUUCCACUUUUGAAAUAUGUUGUUUCGUGCAGGUUGAAUCAGAAUUGUAUCAUUAUGUUUGUUCCCUGAAGGUUAUUUUAUUUUAAUGGUAUCAAAUACCU